Trypanosoma grayi is the source of this 786-nucleotide messenger RNA. Its product is annotated as n/a. The record is from RefSeq and is a predicted model, not a curated record. Lineage: Eukaryota; Euglenozoa; Kinetoplastea; Trypanosomatida; Trypanosomatidae. The coding region runs from base 1 to 786 and encodes 261 amino acids. The transcript has a single exon. Gene Ontology annotation, molecular function: calcium ion binding.
AUGUACGAGAUGGAGACAUUCCGUGAGCGCACAUUAGCAAAUCGCUAUCAGCCGCGUCAGCACCUCCCGCCAAACUUUCCCGGCGUUCUGAAGGAAUACGCCCGCGAAGUGCUCCGUGCCCAGCCAGAUGACGUGCUACAGUGGAGCGCGAACUACUUCAAGCAGCUGGCGCUCGAAACUGACCCUCUGCAGGCGCGACAGCCACCACCGGAGCACUACACGGCCAUUGUGGAGGAUGAGGAGCGUGAGGUGCUUCUGCAGCGCCUCACCAAGAUGUUUGCGGGACUUGACACGGAGAGUACUGACACUCUGCCCAUGCAAACCAUCAAGCAGGCGCUGCUGGAGUCGUGUGGCCUGACGCCAUCGCAGGUGCUGUACACCCUGACAUCCACGUCAGUAGCAGAGAGCGACAUGGUAGACUAUAAAGCCUUCGCCAGCGAGGCGGUUCGUGCGGUUCAAUUCUUCCAAAAAUCGAAACACGAGUUUGAAGUAAGUGACCUCGAAGACGCCACCGUGCACGGUCUGUCAAGGCGCGAUGUCGAGCAGGAGUUCCUGCGCAUCUUCCGCUAUGUUGACGAGGCGGGUACUGGACUCCUCCCCAUCGAACAGUACCAGCAUGCCCUCGCCAACGCGCCCUAUCACCUCACGAACCGUGACUUACGGUUGCUCCGCAUUGAAGCGGUGCGGAACUCUACGGAUGAGGUGGACUACGAGGCGGAGCUUGCCUACAUGUUCGACCGGCUUUUGCUCGCAGAACAGUUCUUCCUCUUUGACGAGGAGUCGUGA